Molecule: messenger RNA, 1998 nt
Organism: Fusarium keratoplasticum
Lineage: Eukaryota; Fungi; Ascomycota; Sordariomycetes; Hypocreales; Nectriaceae
Product: ANAPC8 domain-containing protein
Exons: 4
Coding region: 1-1998 (665 amino acids)
Biological process (GO): cell division
Cellular component (GO): anaphase-promoting complex
Molecular function (GO): protein binding
Source: RefSeq, a predicted model, not a curated record
AUGGCUCUGAGCGCCCACGAGGUCUCGCAAUUGCGGGCUGCUCUCCAAGACGCCGUGGUCAAAUGCUCAGAGAGGUGUCUCUACCAAUCUUCAAAAUGGGCCGCCGAACUACUUAACGCGCUUCCCGAGACCGACGAUGACGACGAGCACCUCGACCCUGCGGAUCCCAAGUACAUCUCGCCGAUAUACACUUCGAACAGCGACCCAGAAGAGGCAGCUCUCGAGGCAAAAGAGUUGAGCAAAUACCUGUUAGCCAAGUCUUUAUUCGACUGUAGAGAGUACGACCGCUGCGCCGCUGUUUUCCUCCCCGAUUCUCUCCUGUCUAGUGUCCUGGCAUCAAGGGUGGACAGUUCUCCGGCGUAUGCCUCAGCUGGCAAGGGAAAGGCAAAGGCUUCUGAUUCAUCAGCCGCGAUACCUCUUCCCAGGAUCAGUCAGAAGAGCUUGUUCCUUGCCCUCUAUGCAAAGUUCAUGUCGGGGGAAAAGCGCAAGCAAGAGGAUACUGAGAUGGUUAUGGGCCCUCAGGAUCUUGGAACAGUGGCCAACAAGCAACUCCUCGUCAUUGGGCGGUAUCUUUCAACUUGGUUUGAUGAGAGGACAACUGAAGACGACGAGGUGUUGGGCAGCCAGGGAUGGCUUGAAUAUCUAUAUGGCAUGGUGCUUGCCAAGGAAAAGAAUGACGAAAGAGCAUUGGAAUUCUUUAUCCGAAGCGUACACAAGUACACCAUGAACUGGGGCUGCUGGCUAGAAAUGACGUCGCUAAUAUCUCGAGUCGAGGAUUUGAAUCGAAUAUCAAGACAUUGUCCUCAGAACAUCGUGUCUUACAUGUUUCACCUGCACACCUCCCUGGAGCUCUACCAGCAAGGACCCGGACUCGCCAGUUCUCUUGAGCAGCUCCUCUCUAUCUUCCCGACAUCAUCCUUCCUCCUCACCUGCAACGCAUUGCUUGCCUAUCACGCCAAGGAUCUGAUGGCUGCCGAACAGCACUUUACUCGACUGCUGGCGCUCCAUCCCCAUCGGCUUGAUUCUCUCGACCACUAUUCCAACAUUCUCUACGUUCUAAAUCUUCGCCCAAAACUGGCGUUUCUGGCACAUCUAUGCUCCAGUGUAGACAAGUUCCGUCCGGAAUCCUGCGUGGUCGUUGGCAACUACUAUUCCCUUCUCUCGAUGCACGAAAAGGCUGUGCAGUACUUCCGACGUGCCCUGACCCUUGACCGGUCAUGUCUAUCGGCAUGGACAUUGAUGGGCCACGAAUACGUCGAACUCAAAAACACGCAUGCGGCUAUCGAGUCGUAUCGCCGUGCAGUUGACGUAAAUCGACGGGACUAUCGGGCCUGGUACGGAUUGGGUCAGACAUAUGAGAUGCUGGAAAUGCAUACAUACUCGCUUUGGUACUACAAGAAGGCUGCCGGUCUGCGUCCUUGGGAUGGCAAGAUGUGGAUGGCUGUAGGCUCAUGUCUGCAAAAGAUGGGCCGAGAACGAGACGGUAUCAAGGCUUUGAAGCGAGCUUUGCUCGCGGAUGCCUACUAUGACGUGGGCAGCAGUUUCGGAAGCGGCGAUCUCCUGGGUAGCCGUAGCGCUACAGGCCAUAUGGACCCUGAGAUCCUCUUGCAGAUUGCUGCCAUGUAUGACCAGCUGGGUGAAGAGGAAGAAGCCAAGUCGUACAUGGAACUCUGUGUGGCUCAGGAAGAUGGCGGUGCGAACGCUGAGGUUGACCCAGCAGAGUCCAUCGCUAUUCACAAUGAUUCUCCCCCGGGUUCAGACAAUGGCGCUGAGGGCAACGAGAACGCGGGCAAUGAGGGUACGGGUGUCACAGCAGCGACUAGCAAAGCCCGGAUGUGGCUUGCCAAAUUCUCGAUGCGUACCGGAGACUACGCGGCAGCUGAGCGCCUUGCCGGAGAGCUGUGUCAGGAUGGUGUAGAGGUCGAGGAGGCCAAGGCCUUGGUGCGAGAGGUGCGGUCACGGAUGGAGGCGUCGGGGAUGCUUGAUCCGUUGAGUUGA